Molecule: messenger RNA, 2132 nt
Organism: Trichomycterus rosablanca
Lineage: Eukaryota; Metazoa; Chordata; Actinopteri; Siluriformes; Trichomycteridae
Gene: soat2
Product: sterol O-acyltransferase 2
Exons: 16
Coding region: 128-1729 (533 amino acids)
Biological process (GO): cholesterol efflux; cholesterol metabolic process
Cellular component (GO): endoplasmic reticulum membrane
Molecular function (GO): cholesterol O-acyltransferase activity; cholesterol binding; fatty-acyl-CoA binding
Source: RefSeq, a predicted model, not a curated record
ACACAGCUGGCAGUCUGGAGAGGAACAUGCUGCCUGAUCACAGUGCUUAAAAGAAAGGAUGUGGAACGUUUGAUACAGAUGAGGAGGUGCAUGUGAACGCUGAAAUUGUCUAAAGGUGAUAUAAACCAUGGCAGCCCACAGGACAAGUAGUAGUCGAAGAAAUGCACACACAUCCCAAAGGAAUUCUACAGAAAAUGGCUCUGUCAGACAAGAUAUCAGUAACAGGGAGUGUCAUUUAGAUGAUGUCAUCCAAAGGACAAGGCAUGUCGAGCUGAUAAAAGCAGAGAUCAUCGAGCAAGUGAAAUCUCAGAUGGGUGACGUAUUGGAUAGAGCACUUACAGAUUCAUUGCAGGCCUUCUCCAGAAGCACACAAUCAAAUGCUGGAGUAAACACACAACAGCACACUGAUGACAAAGCUAGAAGACACAGAAUGGAGGAUGGGAAGGUGUUUGUGGCCAGACAGUCGCUACUUGAUGAGCUGUUUGAGAUCAGUCACGUCAGGACCAUCUAUCACAUGUUUAUCGCUGCCCUCCUUCUCUUUAUCAUCAGUACACUGACAGUAGACUAUAUUGACCAGGGAAGGCUGGUUCUUGAAUUUGACUUGUUCUUCUAUGCCUUUGGACAACUGGGCACUGUCAUAUGGGCCUGGUUCAUCAUGUUCACUUACUCCCUAUUUGGACCGUACCAUAUUUUGAGCCAGUGGGGAGAAAAGUACUACCAGUACCAGUGGAAGAUCCUAGUAUCAGUAUUAACAGUUGUAGUGCUGCUGGCAGCUCAGAUCAGUGUACUAGGGUAUUUUCCAGUAUAUGUUGUCCUGCACUACCAGCUGCCACCAGCGUCACGCUUUAUCAUCAUUCUCGAACAGAUCCGAUUCCUGAUGAAGAGCUAUUCCUUUAUCCGUGAGACAAUGGUGGCAGUUCUCAAAGCCAAGCCGAAGAAAGAUGUCAGAUUCCCUACUCUUUCCAGCUAUCUGUACUUCCUGUUUUGCCCAACCCUGAUCUACAGAGAGUCAUACCCUAGAAACUUAAAGAUCAGAUGGAACUAUGUAGCGAGGAACUUUGCAAAGGUUUUGGCCAGUCUGUUUUACCUCUACUUCAUCCUGGUACGGCUGUGUAUUCCUGUGUUCAUGAACAAAAGCAAUCAACCAUUCAGUAGACGCACUUUGGUUCUGGCUGUAUUUCACUCCACUUUACCAGGUAUGCUAAUACUUCUCCUGGGCUUCUACGCCUUUCUACACUGCUGGCUCAAUGCCUUUGCUGAGAUGUUGCGCUUUGCUGACAGGAUGUUCUACAAAGACUGGUGGAACUCAACAUCUUUUGCAAACUACUACCGCACCUGGAACAUUGUGGUGCAUGAUUGGCUUUAUUAUUAUGCUUAUAAAGACUUUCUCUGGCUUUCAGGUCACCGUCUUCGUUCAGUGGCCACACUGUCUGUGUUUGGAGUUUCAGCUCUUGUACAUGAAUACGCUUUUACCAUGGGUUUCGGCUUCUUCUACCCUGUCAUGUUCUGUCUGUUUGCCAUCAUUGGAGUGGUGUUCAACUUCACUCUAAACGACAAACGCAAGAGUCCUGUGUGGAACAUUAUCAUGUGGACGUGUCUGUUCAUUGGCCAAGGUGUGCAAGUUUGCCUAUACUGCCUGGAGUGGUAUGCGCAGGUGCACUGCCCACGUACUGGGACAGGUUUCUGGGAGUUGGUGACUCCAAAAUCCUGGACGUGUACAAAUAAAUGAAAUACCAGAUGCCACAGUGUAAAGUUAUUGGUGUAAGGCAUGCUAAUGAGCCUGUGGUUCCAAAAGCCAAUACACAGCCUGCCAUCAUCAUCAUAAGCAGCACCACCAUCAUAAAUGAGUGAUCCACUUAAGCUGAAGAGAUAUCCUUUUCUUACCAUGCAGUACACAUUAUUUAACUAAACAAUGUAGCAAUUAUUAGCAUAUUUGUUAAAUUUUUGUUUAUGCAAUUCUGUAUUUUUCCCCAAAAUAAACUGCAUUAGUGUACCUUGUUUACUGGUAAAUACUUGUAUUCUGAAUAAAAAUGAGUUUUAAUUAUUGCCUUCAUAACUAAAGUAUUGUUGUAAAUACAUGUAUGCAUUGUGUGGGUUUUGCUUGAAUGAAAUUAAUAAACAAAUAAAAACCA